Prosopis cineraria is the source of this 2684-nucleotide messenger RNA. Its product is annotated as peptide-N(4)-(N-acetyl-beta-glucosaminyl)asparagine amidase. The record is from RefSeq and is a predicted model, not a curated record. Gene Ontology annotation, biological process: glycoprotein catabolic process; protein deglycosylation; protein quality control for misfolded or incompletely synthesized proteins. The transcript has 16 exons. NCBI's taxonomy places the organism in Eukaryota, Viridiplantae, Streptophyta, Magnoliopsida, Fabales, Fabaceae. Bases 161 to 2416 code for a protein of 751 amino acids. Gene Ontology annotation, cellular component: cytosol; nucleus. Gene Ontology annotation, molecular function: peptide-N4-(N-acetyl-beta-glucosaminyl)asparagine amidase activity.
GAUUCUCUGUCAUGUUCCUUUGCAUUGACCAUGCCUUCCUUUUGGGCCGUAAACGGUAGGAGAAGAGGAUCGAAAAAAAUAGUAGACAGCAAGCUCUCACUGACUAUCCUCCCUCCAACGACAUCGGACAUUCAGCUUCGGAGCUGUUAAGGAAGAGAAAAUGGUGGCCCGAAAAUUUGAAGUGCUCCACCACGACUCCAACUUCGAUGUCGAAUACGAUCCGGACGAUGGCUUCGAAGUUUUCAAAAUCCAGCUCUUCUCCCUCACCUCUAUACCCCCCGAUGAGCAAAAGAUUUAUGGUUGUGAAGAUGAUCGCCCUGUGGCAAGUGACUCCGAUCUCAUCACCAUUUCCGAGAAACUGCGAUUGGUUUCCAUCGACGAAGAUGAACAACAGGCAGAAUCAAGCACUCAGAAUGCCGAAUUGAUGAGAUCAGACGAGGAGCUGGCCAGACUCUUGCAGGCGGAGGAGGAAGAGCUUAUGUUGCGGCAGUAUCUUGCGAGCCAAGAUAAUGGACAAUUUGGGAAUAGAAUACGGCCUUACCUCAAUCAAAUCCAAAUGUAUGAGGAUUCAAGCAGCCAGGAAGCUGCUCGGAAGACUGUCCCUGUGGAAGAACUUGAGGAGAAAGCGUUGGUUUCCUUGGCCAAGGAAGGGAACUUCAAUCCAUCAAAAUCUGAAAAAGAUCAUGCUUUCCUUCUCCAGCUGCUGUUCUGGUUUAAACAAUCCUUUAGAUGGGUUAAUUCACCUCCUUGCCAUGAUUGUGGCAAUAAAACUGUUGGCCAGGGCAUGACUGAUGCUCUUCCUUCUGAGACUCUUUAUGGGGCAUCCAGGGUUGAACUUUACAGGUGUACCAUUUGCUCCAAAUUCACUCGUUUUCCUCGCUACAAUGAUCCAAUAAAGUUAGUGCAGACAAGAGAGGGGCGUUGUGGAGAAUGGGCUAAUUGCUUUACCCUCUAUUGCCGAGCUUUUGGCUAUGAUUCACGCCUGGUUGUGGACUUUACAGAUCAUGUUUGGACAGAAUGCUUCUCACAAUUCCUGGGAAGGUGGAUGCAUCUUGACCCAUGCGAAGGAGUCUAUGACAAACCAUUAUUAUAUGAAAAGGGGUGGAAUAAGAAAUUGAACUAUUGUAUUGCGGUGGCCAAAGAUGGAGUUUAUGAUGUCACCAAACGGUACACAAGGAAGUGGCAUGAGGUUCUAUCUCAACGUACUAUAAUUACAGAGCCUGCCUUGUCAUCUGUACUCGCUAACAUAACAAAAGAAUGUCGAAGAGGCUUUCCAUCUCAACUACUUUCAAUCAUUGAAGCCCGUGAUGUGGAGGAAAAACAACUUCUUGAGAGAUGUUUACAUUCUCAAGAUGAUGUCUCACUCUCAUUACCUGGAAGGAGAAGUGGGGAUGAGGAAUGGUGUAGAUCCAGAAUGGAAAUUGGUUCCAAUAAGAAUUCCACGCUAAGUUCUUCUUCAUGCCCUGUUCGUUUGUGUGUAGAUGAGCACGUGACAAGAAUUUAUAAUGCAUUUCGUCCCAUCCUUCAUCAAUUUGUCAACGAAGCACUAACAAUAUCUGAAGCUGCUGAAGUACUUAAGAUUAUGCGGGGAAUAGUCUUGAAUCUUCAACAUUCCCCCUUCAAGACAAGAAGGACGUCAUCCGAUUCAACUCUAAAGAAUCCAAUAUUUCAGGAGUCGUUUCCAUCUUUUGAUGAGCUACUUGAUGCUCUUUCACUGGAGAAGAAGGUGGACACAGAUGGAAGUGUUGAAAUUUGGUUGGCUGGUGACCCUGUUAGAACUUCUUUGGCAUUGCCUGUGGUGUUGGAUGCUCUGGAUGAUUUGUUAUCGAGUCUUGAAAAAUGUGAAAAGUUUACUGCAGAGUCCCUUGCAUUGCCAAUGUUGAAGUUGAACAGAAUACACUCUGGUUCGGUUGUUGCAAGCGCAGAAGAGUUGCCUUCCGGGAUUGUAAAUUUGCAUACGGCCAGUUUACUCUAUGUUUCUUGUUACUUUUAUCUUCGGGCAUUUAUAAUUAUAACUAUCGUAUUUCAGGUUACAUCAGCAUUUGAUGGAACCCGGCUGUCAAAAUGGGAAGAACCAAAUGGUGCAAGAGGUUGUUGGAUCGAGUAUAGAACUUUUGGCAAUAAGAAGUAUGAACUUGCAGCAUAUGAGUUGAUGUCAGCCAAUGAUGCACCAGAAAGGGAUCCGAUGGAUUGGAUCCUUGAAGGGAGCGAAGAUGAUGGAAUCAGCUGGCGAGUUCUGGAUAAGCAAACCUCUCAGGUCUUUGAAGAUCGUUUCCAGCGUAGAAUAUACACAAUUUCCUCAACGCGUUUGCCAUCUAAUGUUUUCAGCAGGUUCAGGUUUCUGGCAUCUAGAGAUAUUCAAUCAACUUCUCGGCUGCAAGUUGGGAGCAUUGACCUUUACGCAAGAACAGCGUAAAGAUAGAAUAGUUACCAGCUGAAUAGAGUGAUUUCCAGGGUCAGAUCGAGAUGGUGUAAACUUAGUAGUUUUCUUCCCCAGGAGGCUGAAGAUUCAAAUUACCUUUGUUAUAACUUAUAAAGGCUUCUCUCUCUAUCAUGUCGCUGGGAAAGGACCAGAAUGAUCUAAAUUCUAGAGGCCUCGUGUGGUUAGAUGUAUUCCUUAGAACCCUCAUUCAUAAUGUUUGGUUGGGCCAAAGCUAAGUAAAAGCAGUGACAUGAAUAAACUA